Molecule: messenger RNA, 2745 nt
Organism: Penicillium paradoxum
Lineage: Eukaryota; Fungi; Ascomycota; Eurotiomycetes; Eurotiales; Aspergillaceae
Product: ATP-dependent RNA helicase DBP10
Exons: 1
Coding region: 1-2745 (914 amino acids)
Cellular component (GO): nucleus
Molecular function (GO): RNA helicase activity; RNA binding; ATP binding
Source: RefSeq, a predicted model, not a curated record
AUGCCUCGCCGUGCUGCAUCUCCCGCAGAGUCGGAGAAUGAGUUCGAUAUCACAAGCGCCCUCUUCGAACACGACAGCGAUUCCGAUGAUUGCGCAAAGCCCCCCAAGAAGAAAACCCAGAAGCCCGAUACCAGCGCAGACCUUGACUUUUUAGGCGAAGAUGACGGUGAUGCAGCGUUCAUUGCGAACCACCAGGCAUCUGCCAAUCGAAAGGGUGCAAAUCUCAAGGGCCGCACCGUGAAGAAGGGAGGUGGCUUCCAGGCAAUGGGUCUCAGCGCGACCCUGCUGAAAGCCAUCACUCGCAAAGGCUUUUCCGUACCUACUCCGAUUCAGCGAAAGACCAUUCCUGUGAUCAUGGAUGACAAGGAUGUGGUUGGUAUGGCUCGAACUGGUUCCGGAAAGACUGCGUCGUUCGUUAUUCCUAUGAUCGAGAAGUUGAAGAGCCACAGCACCACAUUCGGCGCACGUGCUCUUAUCAUGUCUCCAUCGCGUGAAUUGGCUUUGCAAACUAUGAAGGUCGUCAAGGAGAUGGGCAAAGGAACAAACCUGACAACAGUACUUUUGAUUGGUGGUGAUAGUUUGGAAGACCAGUUCGGCAUGAUGGCGAACAACCCUGAUAUCGUUAUCGCAACACCCGGUCGAUUCCUACACUUGAAGGUUGAGAUGGACAUGGAUCUCUCUAGCAUUAAGUAUGUUGUUUUCGAUGAGGCCGAUCGACUGUUUGAGAUGGGUUUCGCCGCACAGUUGACCGAGAUUUUGCACGGCCUUCCUUCAACUCGCCAGACUCUUCUCUUUUCCGCUACAUUGCCCAAGUCGCUCGUUGAAUUUGCACGCGCUGGUCUACAGGAGCCCAGUUUGAUUCGUCUGGAUACGGAAAACAAGGUCUCACCCGACCUACAGAAUGCUUUCUUUGCUGUCAAGUCAUCAGACAAAGAGGGUGCUCUCUUACAUAUUUUGCACGACAUUAUCAAGAUGCCCACUGGCGAGACAGAUAUCGGCGCAAGACUACGCCAAGAAGCCGAGAAUCCCAUGAGGAAACGCAAGAGAUCGGAUGUCCGCCUCCCAAGCGGUUUCAAGGAAUCCCCUACCAAGCACUCAACAAUCGUUUUUGCUGCAACCAAGCACCACGUCGAUUACCUUUAUUCACUCCUCGUCGAGGCAGGCUUUGCCACCUCUUAUGCUUACGGUUCCCUGGAUCAGACCGCUCGUAAUCAACACGUUCAAAACUUCCGAUCCGGUAUCUCCAACAUCCUGGUUGUCACCGAUGUGGCCGCCAGAGGUAUCGAUAUUCCUGUUCUUGCCAAUGUCAUCAACUACGAUUUCCCCUCACAGCCCAAGAUUUUCAUUCACCGCGUUGGUCGUACUGCUCGUGCUGGCCAAAAGGGUUGGAGUUACAGUCUUGUCCGCGACAAGGACGCACCUUAUCUCUUGGACCUUCAGCUGUUUUUGGGACGCAGGCUGGUUCUCGGUCGCCAAUAUGGCACUGAACUCAACUUUGCGGAGGAUGUUGUUGUGGGCACCUUGGCAAGAGAACCCAUUUCUCGCGCCUGUGAAUGGGUGCAGAAGGUUCUUGACGAUGAUGUAGAUAUCCUCGGACAAAAGCAAGUCUCCCAAAAGGGAGAGAAGCUUUACCUCCGCACCCGCAAUUCGGCCUCUGCCGAAAGUGCAAAACGGUCAAAGGAGGUCGUUUCUUCUAAUCACUGGGCUGAGAUUCACCCGCUCUUCAACGACGCAGCUAGUGAGAGAGAAGUUGAGCGAGAGAGUAUGCUCGCUCGCAUUGGUGGCUACCGGCCACAAGAGACAAUCUUCGAGGCAAACAACCGACGAGGCGGCAAAGUGGCGGAUAAUGAGGCCGUUGACACCAUUCGACGACUCCGCACCAGUGUCGAGAACAAGAGAAAACGGGCGGAUGCUAAAGCAGAGGCCGAGGCAUUGGCACUUGGUAUGCCCGCUACCGCCGAGGACGGUUACAACGAAGAAGACGAGGAUAUUCCCGAGCAAGUUGGGGAGAACAUGUCAGAGGCAUCCGACGAUGAGCUCGAGGUUACCUUCUCUUCCUACAACGCAAGCAAAUCCAAGCAAGGAGAAAAGAAAGAUGCAGCUGCAGCAUUCCAGAACCCCGACUAUUUCAUGGGCUACACACCUCAGCACACCGACAUGGCCGAGGACAAAGCCUACGGUGUGCACUCCGGCACCAACUCGAACUUCGCCAGCGACUCCCGCAGCGCGACCAUGGAUCUCAACGGCGAUGAAGGCAAGCGUGGCUUCGGCGAAGCACGGUCCGUUAUGCGUUGGGACAAGCGACACAAGAAAUACGUUGCGCGCCAGAACGACGAGGACGGCUCCAAGGGCAGCCGACUUGUACGCGGUGAGAGUGGUGCCAAGAUCGCCGCCAGUUUCCGCAGCGGUCGCUUCCAGGCUUGGAAGAAGGGCAAGCGCGUGGAGCGGAUGCCUCGUGUUGGCGAGGCCGAGACUCCUGCCAUGAACAACGUCAACUCGCGCAUGGCCAGUGGACGAUUCCGCCACACUCAAGACCGGGCGCCUAAACAGGCGGAUCCUCUGCGCCGCGACUACGACCGGAUGAAGAAGAAGAACGAGGCAGCACGUGAACGCCAGCAUGAGAAGCUGGGUGGUGCGGCAUACGGCGGCAAGAGCGAGCUUCGGUCUACGGAGGACAUUCGUAAGGCACGCAAGCAGCAACAACAGCGUCGCGAUAAGAAUGCUCGGCCAUCGAGGAAACGCUGA